AUGGCGACCAUCUUCGAGCAAGCAGACGAGCUCUACUCCAAGGGCGAGCUGCAGGCAGCGAUCGAUCUGCUAGGUGCGGACGAUAGCGCUUCUGCCCUGUAUCGGAAGGCAAGAUGGAGCUGCGACGUGGCCGACCAGACCAAGGAUGCUAAGGAGAAGGAGAGGAUCCUACGGCUGGCAGAGAAGGACGCGCUGCUGUCUGUGGAAAAGGGCCCAACGAUGCACGAGACGUACAGGACGGUGGCGGUUGCCAAGGGAAAGCUGCAGGAGCUGGUGGGUAUGACGGAGAAGGUGAAGCUCGCCAAGGAGAUCAAGGAGUACGUGGAGAAGGCUCUGGAGAUCAAGCCGACGGAUGGCGGGAGCUGGCACGUGCUGGGGAUGUGGCACGCGGGAGUCACGAAGCUGGGAUGGGUGACUCGGCAAGCUCUCCAAGCACUUUACUUGGGAAACUUUCCCCACGCAAGUAAUGAGAAGGCCAUCGAAUGUCUUCAGAAUGCGCAGCAACACUGGCCGAACGCAAGUUCUUGUAUGCAGUUAGGGAAGAUCUACAAGAUGGAAAAGAAGGACGAGGAGGCGAAAGCAUGGCUGAGCAAGUCCUUGGAAAUGCCUUCGGACCUGCCGAUCAGCCGGCUGGCGCAGGAGGAGGCGAGAGAGCUGCUGAGUAAGUGGUGA
This is a messenger RNA of Guillardia theta CCMP2712, 672 nucleotides long. RefSeq lists its product as hypothetical. NCBI's taxonomy places the organism in Eukaryota, Cryptophyceae, Pyrenomonadales, Geminigeraceae. Gene Ontology annotation, cellular component: spindle microtubule; mitotic spindle pole; cytoplasm. Bases 1 to 672 code for a protein of 223 amino acids. The record is from RefSeq and is a predicted model, not a curated record. The transcript has 8 exons. Gene Ontology annotation, molecular function: microtubule binding.